UGUCGGUCGUGUUGGCCGCUGUUAAAAGUUUCUAAACGUCAUCAUAAUAAAUGUUCAAGGUUCAGGAAAAAUACGAAUUUUGGAUGGAGAAAAUUGUUUUUAUCCCUGAGUAAUUUCUUUCCGAAUAAAAUGUCUGCUCCGAACUCGAACUUGCAACCACCUUUUUCAUAUCCAAGUAAUCAAAACACCUAUUCUCCUGUUAGUGAAGGCACUGUGAACCGGCCUUGUCCCGGACAAAAUGCUAUGAUUGGACCUCCGUAUGCACAACAACAACCUGGAAAUCAAGUCAUAUCCCCAGUGAAUGCAUCACAGCCUUUAUCUCAAUCAAGUGUGGCCCCACAAGUUGCUCAAAACUAUAAUUAUACUCAUAAUAGUUCACAGGUGCCAUUUUCAACUCCUCCUUCUAAAAGUACUACAAACUUGGGUGCUCAUAUUCCUGUCAAUCCACUGCAUUCUGCUAGUCCAAAGAACCCUGUUUCUCCAUAUGGUGUGGAAAAACAAUAUUAUUCAGUGCAAAAUGGACCACUCUCCCCACAAAAUUCUAAUUAUGGGGCAAGUAUGAAUGGCGGUGAUUCGUCACAAAUAAAUGGUGUGAAUGUUGCGAAUCAGGUUGGUCCUAAUCAGAAUGUAUCAACUGCAGCUCCAUGGCAAGCUGCAUCGUCGCUUAUGCCUCCCAGUCAGAAUCAAAUGUUGCCAACUUCAAGUAGUGGAAUAGUUUCAUCUCCACCUCACCAAUUUUCAAGUCCAUCUCCACAGCCAUUAACUGCUGAUGGCAAGCCAGUGCCUACAUUAUCACAGGUGCCUUCACCAGGCUUGCCCCUGCCUUAUGGUACUCAGAAUAAUUCUUUUAGUCCACAAGUUACUCCAGGAACUUCUCAACCUCCCUCUGCCCGAUCCUCACGAAACCCUUCUCCAAUUUCCUCCCAGCGUUAUGACUAUAUGGAGGGGCAGUUUUCAAACAAACCUAGUCCAUCAAAUUCUUCUAUGAAUUUGCAAAACAUGGGUUUAAAUCCAAACCCUGGUCUUUGCCCUCCUAAUUACAGAAGCUCUGAUAGUGGGCCUCCAGUAUCAUCAAAUAUGUCAACAGUAUAUUCUGGGACGAAUAUGUCCCCUAACAGUUCCCCUGCAAGUUCACAGUCUGGAGCAGGCAUGGCACCUUCACAGACUGGUCCUGUAAGGCCAAGAUAUCCACAGCAAGUUGGCUAUAACCAAAUGCCUUCUCAAUAUACUAGUCCAGUGGUUAAUCAGCCUGGUGUUAUGCAGCCGCCACCAAAUUCUAGGUUCAAUAAAUCACCUCGGUCUCCGUAUCAGCAACAGCAGCAGCAGCAACAACAGUAUCAACACCAACCACCACAGCAGCAAUCACCAUAUCAAAGUGGUAUGCCAGAAGGUCCUGUUGGUGGAGUUUCUGGAUAUGAUCCUCAGUUGCAUGCGAAAAUGGCUGGCAUGAGUGUAACUGGCAGUUUUUCUCGGCUUUGGGGUAAUGACAAUAUAAAUCUUCUUCAAGACCGCAAUAUCCUUCCUGCAAUGCCUUUAGAAGCACCAAAACCAGUUCUUGCACCAGAAAGACCAAACUGCAGCCCUGAGGUAUUUAGGUGCACGUUAACGAAAGUACCAGAUACUAGUUCUCUUCUACAAAAGUCCAGAUUACCAUUUGGAGUUCUGAUACAUCCAUUCAGAGAUAAUGAUGUUUUACCUGUCAUACAAUGUAAUACAAUUGUACGAUGUAGGAACUGUAGAACAUACAUCAAUCCAUUUGUCUCAUUUAUUGAUCAAAGGAGGUGGAAGUGUAAUCUGUGCUUUAGAGUUAAUGAUUUGCCUGAAGAAUUUCUUUAUGAUCCAACCACAAGAGCCUAUGGCGAUCCAUCCCGUAGACCUGAAAUUAGGAAUGCAACUAUUGAAUUCAUAGCUCCAUCCGAUUAUAUGCUCAGGCCUCCCCAGCCUGCAGUUUAUUUGUUCAUAUUAGAUGUUUCACAUGUUGCAGUUGAAACAGGAUAUCUUCAUACAUUUUGCAAAAUUUUACUAGACAGUAUAGAUGAAUUGCCUGGGGAUUCCCGAACACGUGUCGGAUUUAUGACCUUUGAUGGAAGCAUUCAUUUCUAUAAUUUAGGUGAAGGUUUAAAUCAACCACACAUGUUGGUUGUUUCUGAUAUUGAAGAUGUAUUUCUUCCAUCUCCAGACAACUUGUUGGUGAACCUUCAUGAAAGCAGAGCUUUAAUUUCAGAUUUAUUAACCGAUCUUCCAAAACGAUUUGAAAACAAUGGCGACAUAAACAAUUGCCUUGGGGCUGCAUUGCAAGCUGCAUACAAACUAAUGUCCCCAGUUGGCGGUCGAAUUACAGUUGUACAAGCAUGUUUGCCUAGUUUUGGACCUGGUGCACUGAAGAACCGAGAAGAUCCGAACUUAAGAGCUGCUAAGGAUGUUUCGAAUAUUGGUCCAGCAAAUGAUUUUUAUAAAAAGCUUGCUUUAGACUGUUCUGGGCAACAAAUUGCUGUGGACCUCUUUAUGCUUUGUUCGCAGUAUGUUGAUAUUGCAACAAUUAGUUGCAUCGCAAAGUAUUCUUCUGGAAAUAUUCAUUAUUAUCCGGGCUAUCAUCAUCAACUUGGACAAAUUCAAGUUGAGAAAUUUGCUGGUGAUUUAAAAAGAUAUUUAACUCGAAACAUAGGAUUUGAGGCUGUGAUGAGAAUAAGGUGCACUAGAGGACUAACAAUUCAUACCUUCCAUGGCAAUUUCUUUGUAAGAUCUACAGAUUUGUUAUCAUUACCAAAUGUAAAUCCAGAUACUGGUUAUGGAAUGCAAAUAGCCAUUGAAGAAAACCUUUCAGAAUAUAACUCAGUUUGUUUCCAGGCAGCUGUUCUCUACACAUCUAGUAAUGGUGAAAGAAGAAUAAGAGUUCAUACUCUGUGCUUACCAGUUGUAUCAAUCUUGCAAGAUGUGCUGGGAGGAGCUGAUCAAGAGACAAUUAUUGGUUUAGUUGCAAAAAUGGCUGUUGACCGAAGUGUCUCGUCAUCACUAACAGAUGCUAGAGAUGCAUUGAUCAAUGUUUGCCUGGAUGUGUUAGGUGUGUACAAAGUAACAAUGGCUGGUCAAGUAGCCGGUGCUCUCAUGUCUCCUUAUUCGACACGACUGUUGCCACUUUUUAUCCUUGCUUUACUAAAACAUGUUGCCUUUCGUACUGGUGUAAGUACAAAACUAGAUGAGAGAGUGUUUGCAAUGGAUCGUAUGAAAUCUUUGCCUCUUAUAUAUUUGAUGAAAUAUAUCUAUCCCACUUUAUAUCCCGUUCAUGCGCUUGAUGAGAAGAAUGCCAUUCACCAGGAUGAUGAUGCUAUAAUUCCUCAACCUGUAAUUCUGCAGUUAUCAAGUGAAAAAAUUGAUCGUCAUGGAGCUUAUAUUCUGGACACUUUUGAUGUAUUAUAUCUUUAUAUUGGAAAAGCCAUUAAUGAUCAUUUUUGCACAAAUGUCCUCAAUGUACCUAAUUUUAGUGCCAUUCCAGAAAAUUUGAAUUCCCUACCUGAAUUACCAACUCCUGAAUCAGAAAGGCUUAGAAGUUUUGUUUCUUGGUUACGAGAUCAAAGACCUUUCCAUAGCCCACUCAAAAUAAUAAGAGAGGACAGUAGAGAUCGACAUAUAUUCGUACAGUAUAUGAUUGAUGACCGGACAGAAUCUUUAUUUUCCUAUUACGAGUUCCUGCAACAUAUACGGCAGCAGAUAUCUAAGUGAAGAACUUUCGUAAUGUGUGUCUGAAAGUAAAUUUAUUACCUCUAUUAGAUGUGGGACUGAUAUCAGCACAUUUAUUGAAAUCUGAAAGGAUGUUAAGUAUUUUCAGUGGACCAAAAGGAAGUUUUAAUCUUAAAUUUUUAAGAUUAUUGAAAAUUCACUCAAAACAAGUGGAAGUGCGUGCAGCAUAAAUAAGAAGUUGUUGGAAAAAAACUCUCAAUCAAAUAAUACUUUAUUUUUUCCCAACUUGUCUUUUUUUUUUUUGUAAUUAUGUUUACGAUAUAUGCUGUUUUGAAGCCAAAUUACAAUUUUUUGUCUGUGAUUGGAUGAAUUCGAAUGUUUUUAACUCAAUUCACAUAAUUUUCUGCUCAGUGAUUUUCACUAAGAGCAGAAUUUAGGGAAAAAGGAAUGUUGUACAUUUGUUACACUUAUAUUCACUCACUCAAGUUAAAUGAAAAAGUUUCUUACUUCAAAAUCUGUACAUAUAAAUGCAAUAUAUAAGCGUUAUGAAAUGUUACGUCUUUCUCAUAACUGAUUAAAAAUGUAAUUAAAGUUAAGGCAUUGUACAAAAAAUAGCCCUCGCUGAAAGCUAAAGAGUAUGUUGCUAAUUGAGAACUGUUGUAUGAUCAUUAUCUGUGAUUCAAAGUCCACUGUUACUGUAAAGAAUAGUGAGGAUCAGUAGCAAAGUUUUUGUUAUGAAUAAUGAGUUUUUAUAAAGUUUCAAAAUUCUUUUGAAUAAAAUGCAAUAAGAAAUAUACAUUAAAGUUAUGUAAGUUUGUAACUUUUGAUAUUACAUGCAAUUUGUUAUAUACACAAUCAUUUUUUUAUUAUUUUGCUCUCUAAAAUAAAAUUUCAUUUAGGCUUUUUCUUCACCUUUGAAAAUUUUAGCUGUAAGUGUUGCUUCACAUUUAAUAUUCAGUCUAUGUGUUAUGCAUAAUAAAAGUACCAGACUUAUGUGAUUUAUCAUAAAAAAUAUUACUAUGAUGUUUCACCAGCAAUAUUAGUGCACAAAUCUCUGAGUAUUGUUUUUUUUUUUUUUUUUUGGUAUUUUAGGUAUUUUAUUUAUUUUAUAAAUUGUGUAGAUAAUUGUCUGAUUUUAUAUAUUAUGUAUGUAAAAUUAAGAGCUGUUUGGGAAAGGAAUUUUGUGUAAUAAUUCAAUGUGAUAAAUAUUUUGCAAGCUUAUAAAUUAUAAAUUUGCAUUGUUAAAAUUUUUAAAAAAAUUCUAAAAGUUUUGUGUGUAAUUUGUUUUAGGAAAUGCAAAGAAAUGCAUAAAAUAUAGUAUUUUACAUUAGUGACACUCGGGAUUGUUUCGUUUGAAAAUCUAAACUAAUGACCCUUAUUGUAUUUAAAUUUUAUUCAAAAAAAUAUUUUAUAUUUUUUGUUGUUUUUGCAAGUUUUCUUUUUUUUUUGCUGCUUUUUCAACUUUGAAAACUCAAAUUGAAAAUAAACAAAACUGUUAAAGCUUCAAAACAAAGUUGAUUUGUUUUAAAAUUUUAUUUUUCAGUCUUGCACCAUUUUUGCAACAAAUAAAGGCAAACGUAAGUUUAAUUGUAUGUGGGCCGUCUAAUGCAUUUUAAAUUAUUUUAUGCUAAAAUGCUAGUGAAAUUAAUUUUUCCAUAUAAUACUGAUCAAAGUAUUUUUUUUUUUUUCAGGUAUUGAGCACGUUUUAUGUAUUUUAGUGUUUUAAAAUUCCAAUUCUUGAUACAUAAUGUAUCACCCUGAAUUUCAGAGUUUUAUUUAAAAGUUUAAUAUAUUUACAUGAAUAUUUUAAAAUUGUAUUAUACUUUAUCUUUUCUGUUUACAUGUACUUGUCAUAUUUUAUGAUUUGUUAUAGUAAAGCUAUUUUUCAGCAUUAGAUUUUCAAAUGUAAAAAAAAUGAACAAUAUGAAAAUAAUAAAAAGCUCAUCAAAUUGA
Uloborus diversus is the source of this 5631-nucleotide messenger RNA. RefSeq names its product protein transport protein Sec24A-like (gene Sec24AB). Gene Ontology annotation, molecular function: zinc ion binding; SNARE binding. The record is from RefSeq and is a predicted model, not a curated record. Gene Ontology annotation, biological process: intracellular protein transport; COPII-coated vesicle cargo loading; endoplasmic reticulum to Golgi vesicle-mediated transport. The transcript is spliced from 24 exons. Gene Ontology annotation, cellular component: endoplasmic reticulum exit site; COPII vesicle coat. Lineage: Eukaryota; Metazoa; Arthropoda; Arachnida; Araneae; Uloboridae. The coding region runs from base 130 to 3720 and encodes 1196 amino acids.